Colletotrichum spaethianum is the source of this 2706-nucleotide messenger RNA. Its product is annotated as phosphatidate phosphatase APP1. The coding region runs from base 1 to 2706 and encodes 901 amino acids. Gene Ontology annotation, molecular function: phosphatidate phosphatase activity. Gene Ontology annotation, cellular component: actin cortical patch. NCBI's taxonomy places the organism in Eukaryota, Fungi, Ascomycota, Sordariomycetes, Glomerellales, Glomerellaceae. The transcript has a single exon. The record is from RefSeq and is a predicted model, not a curated record.
AUGCCCACGUUUUCAGACUACACAACCUACGGCGGAGGAGGGCGAGGCGCAGCCGGCGGUGGUGCCGGUGCUGGUGCUGGUGCUGGUGCAGGCAACGGUUAUGGGUACGGGGCUGCAUCGGCCGAUGACCCGCCAACCCCGGGCGAGAGGGGGUUUCGGCGGAAAUGGCUGGCUGCAAAGGCUGGCAGUGUGUACCGCGCCGGUGCCACCGCCGUAAAUGAAAUAAGAGAAGGGUAUGCGCAGACACGGGUACGGCCUUUGGAACCGGAGGACGGCAUGCCCAGGACGACAAUCCCCGGAUCAUUCCCCGACGUUGCCAUCACCGUGCAGGGAGACGACCAAAUGGUCAUCUUCCCGUCAUACGCGAAGCGCCAUGUCAAGCAAGACUGGACAGCGGAAUAUCAGCAACACUCUGACGAACAGCCUGGUAGUGUCAAAGACCAGGAGUUCUGGAGGAAAGAAUGGGAACGUAAUGAGGAUGAGAAGGCCAUCGUGGACAUCGACGUCAGGGGCUGGGUAUAUUCGCCUCACAAAGGCCCGAUAACUCGACGAAACCGCAUCCUCAUUGGCCUUGCGCGCCAGUUGAGUGGCAUUCCGGCCCCUAGACAAGACGCCCCUGCGCCCGUCGACAACCUGUCCGCUCUGCACCAAUCCCAUGAGGAGCGGCGAGAACAGGAGAAGAUUGCCAAAGAAGCCGCAGAAAUCGAGAAGAGGGGACAGGAGGAACGGCGUGUGGCGAACCACGGCGGGUUCAGCGAGGCGCCAAAAGAGGGCUCGGACGAUGACACGGAAAGCAUAUAUCGAGCGAGAUCAAGGUCGCGAAGCGGUACCCACACACCCAUGACGGCCCCUGGGUCCCCCAAGUUGGCACCGACAAGGCAGAACACUACGGGUACCGACCUGACAGAUGCCGAACUUUCCGUCGCGAAUGCCAACCUCAUGGCAAGAAUAGCGCCCUUCAUGACAACGCCUUUGGUUCAACUACCCAUCACCGUCUUCUUUUAUAACGAUGAGAAGUCGGCUUCACGGACAGUACAGACAAACGAUGCGGGACACUUCAUUCUGCGCGCCGCCUUGGAGUUCGUCCCCACGCACGUGCGCGUUCUCGCUAAUGAGGACCUGUCGGCAACUCAGGAGGUCAAGAUCAUCGAGCCGAGGGGUGUCAGUUUGAUUAGUGACAUCGAUGACACUAUUAAGCGCUCCAACAUCUCGGGUGGUGCCAAAGAAAUCUUCCGCAACACCUUUGUUCGAGAACUGAAGGAUUUGACGGUGGAGGGCGUUCGAGAGUGGUACAACGAGCUACACAAGAUGGGCGUAAGCAUGCACUACUGCUCGAAUAGUCCAUGGCAGCUGUUCCCGGUGCUCGCGAGUUAUUUCAUGGUCGCUGGCUUGCCUCCUGGUUCGCUCCAUCUGAAGCAAUAUAGCGGUAUGCUCCAGGGUAUCUUCGAGCCUGUAGCGGAAAGAAAGAAGAGCACCCUUACCAGACUCAUGCACGACUUCCCAGAACGCAGGUUCCUACUAGUCGGCGACAGUGGUGAAGCAGAUUUGGAGGUCUACACCGAGCUGGUCGAGGCUCAUCCAGGACGCGUCAUUGCCAUCUUUAUCCGUGAUGUCACGACACCUGAGCAAGCUGGCUAUUUCGACAAUUCCUUUGAGGGUGGCAGCUCACGUCAGAAAGCCCCAAAGUUCAGGGUCACAGACGAAAGCGAUGCACCAUCUAGUCGACCAGGAUUGCCUCCACGGGGUGAGGCCAAGACCGUUGGGCCAGUCAUGGGGGACCUGAUCGACUUUUCGGAUGAACCCGAGGAAACCACACUGAAUGAUGCAGCUGCCCUGGCCCAGAUCAAGGCUAGACCGAAGCCGCACACCAGCUCCACCGAUCUCGUCGUCGGUCGCAAACCUCCUCCGCCUCGACCGAACAAGCCGGCAGCCCUUCGCAGCGCACCCUCUGAUACGAGUGUGAACACACUUGGUGUGAGCAGCGGGGCAACUCCUCCUCCUGUGCCAAGAUCUCGAAAGCCAUCCGCUGACCGAGCUGGCCCUCAUCCUCUGUCUCAGAUGCACAACUCUUCUCAGCAGACCGUGGCCAGCAGCAGGAGUUUGCCAACCGCCGCCAAGAUACCGGCAGCCACGGCCCAGAACACUAUGAGCAAGACGGCCAAAGUCCCACCGCCACCCCCACCGCCUCGGCGCCGGGAUACCCCGUCUAGCUCCCGAAGCCUCAGUCCGCGGAACCUCAACAACGGACGCAGGCUAUCGAGCAAUGACGAUAUUGAUUUUGAUGCACUGCCGCCGUCCGCGGCCUCCCAAGGGCAGGCUGCUCCCCCAACCUUUGCUAGGACUAGGACUGGCAGUCUGAAGUCGGGCGCUACCUCACCGACAGGCAGCCCGCACCUCGCACCCGCGGCGGCGCCGAAUAGGAAGCACGAGCUAUGGAUGCGCCGGCUUCAGCGGGCCCAAGAGAUCUUGGAGUCGCAUGGGGUGGCCUUGUACACCUGGCGAAGGGGCGGCGACGUCGUGGCCGAGGCCGUGGGAAUUGUCAAAGAGGAGCUGAAGAAGGUCGGUCUCAACGGCGAAAAGGAUGCGACGACGGAGGGGAAAAAGUUCGAGAGGCAGAUUCGGAGAGAACAGUCACAACAACAGCAGCAUCAACAGCAACAAAGGCCGCAACAGCAGCAGCGAGGAGCAUACCAGCAGAAGUGGUGA